AAAUUUAUAGUAGGCACAUUUCGAAAGUGUUGCUUUUGGCUGAUACAAAAAUAAACACACAAACUCACCAAAAUGUCAAAUCUAGAAGAUUUCUUUUCCAAAAAGGAUCACAAAAAGUCGAAGAAAAAUUCCGAGUAUUUCGCAGCUGAGGAGCUGUACAAAACGCUCGAAGAAUCAACAAAGUUUUCAUCGGAGGACAACUCCAACCUGGAGUUUGACGUCCAAUCGGCAGAUGGGGAAACUGAUUCUGCUAGAGAUUCAGCACCUCUCAAAUUCGGGAUGCGUUUUUCAGAUGAGGCGCACAGCGAAGAGGAUGAAUGGUCUGAUUUCACCGAGGAGAAUCGUGGUAAAUUUACGAAUGUGCCACGCGACCUACCUAAGGCCCUUGUCUCCACGGCACCUGCCCCAUUCGCUGGCAGCGAUUUGAAAGCGGAGCCUGUGCAGCUCGACACUGGAGGUGAUGGCAUUGAUGUGGGAUUAAAGGAGAUCGCGCUAGCGACAUCAUGUCCCUGGCAGAAGCCGGAGCAGGCCAACCACGAACCGGCCAAGCAAAAUGAACUUUCGGACGGGAAAGGGAACAAUACAGCGGUGGCCAAGAAACAAAUCUACAUUCCUCCGGCUCUCCGCCAGAGCCAGGGCGACUCUAAUAAACGUAAAGCUCAGCCGCAGCAGCGCAAGGUUCCCAGUCCAAUGCCGAAAAAACCCCAAGCCCCCGAUCUCAACAGUCUGGAGUACUUUCCGUCACUGAGUGGCUCAAAGAUAUUGAAGCGUCCCAAGUAGCAGAAAGAAUGUCUCUUUUCUUUAUACUUGAAUUUAAGUUGAAGAUCAACCAACCAUCGUACCCAUUA
Molecule: messenger RNA, 848 nt
Organism: Drosophila subobscura
Lineage: Eukaryota; Metazoa; Arthropoda; Insecta; Diptera; Drosophilidae
Product: protein CDV3 homolog
Exons: 1
Coding region: 73-780 (235 amino acids)
Cellular component (GO): cytoplasm
Source: RefSeq, a predicted model, not a curated record